This is a messenger RNA of Suillus discolor, 4203 nucleotides long. Its product is annotated as CHAT domain-containing protein. Gene Ontology annotation, molecular function: protein binding. NCBI's taxonomy places the organism in Eukaryota, Fungi, Basidiomycota, Agaricomycetes, Boletales, Suillaceae. The transcript is spliced from 8 exons. The coding region runs from base 207 to 3992 and encodes 1261 amino acids. The record is from RefSeq and is a predicted model, not a curated record.
CAUUCACAUGAUUGGAGUCCAUGUCCAUCUCCUCGCUGGUGAUUCCCUCUUCACGCUGUUUCUUUCACUAUUGACUCGACAGUCACUCUCCACUUUGUUCCAUUGACAUCACCCUUACCUCGAAUACAACCCAUCCCUCUCGUCGAAGCUCCCCAUAAUGGUCCGCUCCUGUAACAUCUGCCAUUUUGCAGCCUCAAGUCGCACUAAUGUCAACAACCAUGUCCUUGGCCAAGGUAUGGUACUGUCACCUUCGAGGCUUCCCUACACUAUGGUUCAGUUUCUUAUUACUCGGCGGCAAGAUCAUCCUUCCCCCAUGGCACCGUCAGCUCAAUUGGACCAGUCACCACUUUCGCCGCGAACUGUUCAUGCCAUUCUCUACUUUAGCACAGAUUCUUCUGCUAGUCCUUGUCGGUGAUCUCCAUUCCCAGCGCUUGUGCGAUCAUAUCAGCGUCUAUCGUGCCGAACAUCCACCGACAAUACGGAAAUACGCGUGCAGCGUGACCCCUAGGUCUCAAUCUCCCACUAAGCCGAAUUCUAUCCGCAGUCCCCAUAUCAUUACUCCCAUCUUUCCUUCCCAUUCAUCCUGUCCACCACUCUACCCAUCCUCGAUCCUCAUCAUUUUGCUCCAUCGCAACAUCAUGCCUGUCAUCCGCGGAAAGAAUAUUCUAGUCCCCUCCUGGCGCAUUCCCACUGGCAUUUACGUGUCCAUCAAUGUCGACUCAAGAAGAUGCUGGAAAUCGGCCAUCAGUGUCCUAUCAUCUGAUGAAUCUGUAGCGUGGGGUGAUACUGUCACUCUACCAUCAAAUGCCUCGCCUGCAUUGUCAGUGGAGAUCAGGGCGUCCUAUGAGCUUGGUCGAAUGCUAGGCGGUGGAGAGGUCAUUGGGGAACUUCAAAUGUCGUGGGAUGAGCUACUCGAUCAUGGGGAUCACCCAUUUGAUCUAUCGUUCCCAGCCGUGCGCGGUGUUCAACCUUCCAUCACACUGAAGGUUGCUGUUGUACAUGCUUCAGACGAUCAAAAUGCCGCACUGGUUGAUCCCCUCGUAGACUGUGAGAUUGCUCGAGACGCAGAUGCGGGUCACGCACGAUUCGCCUCAUACAUGAAUAACGAGAAUGUCUCUGACUUGAACGAUGCUAUGGAUCAUUUUCAGUUGGUUCUGAACCAGUGUCCGGUCGGCCAUCCAGACCGCGCAACGGCUCUCACCAACCUCGCGUGGGCCUGCCUUCAAGGCUACAUCCAAAAUGAUGUCGAAGACAUUGAUACUACCACUUCCCUCUUCCGCGACGCGCUUGCAUUGCGUCCGCAGCACCAUCCCGAUCAUCCCUUAUCCCUAUAUAAUCUCACCGAAGCGCUGAAUUGGCGUCACGACAAGAAUGGUACUGCUGGCGACAUCCACGAAGCUGCCCAACUCUAUCAUGAGCUAUUGCCCCUCUGUCCAGAGGGCACGUACCUUCGUAGCAUCGCGGCAGGGGAAAAUGGUGUUGAUUAUGUGAUUGUCGGAUGCAACGGUCUUCCAACAGACGCAUCCGAUGAAGGCAUCCACCUUCGAAGAGUCGUGCUCGAGCUCUGUCCUCUAGGCCAUCGACUUCGUCCCAGAACCCUCGACAUGCUUGCACAUGCAGUUGAAGCACGAUUUGAUCAGCACGGCAGCAUCGAUGAUCUUGACACGAGCAUACAGCUUGGUCGUGAAGCUGUGUCUCUGUGUCCCGAGGGACAUGCUGACCGUGAGGCCUACCUGAACAACUUGGCCUUUUCACUUGUGUUCCGCUCUCAGCACCAAGGCAAUCCUGAUGACCUCGAUGAGGCCAUCUCUCUGCAUGAAGCAGCGCUGCACCUGUGCCCUAUUGCGCACGAAUUUCGUGAUUACUCAUUGGGCAACCUAGGGGCCGCCCUUGUCAACCGUUACAAGAAACGCGGCGACAUCAGAGAUAUGACCCGAGCCAUCACCCUAUAUCGCGAGGCACUGACGUUGCGCCCACCUGGGCAUCUAUGUCGUGACACCACGCUUCACAACCUUGCCCUCGCGCUCAAAACUAGAUAUGACAAAUCGCAAGUCAGCGAGGAUCUCAACGAGGCCAUUGAUUUGUAUCGUGGAUCCCUGAUGUUAAAUGGGCUUGACCAUCCAGAGCGCCAUAGAACUCUUUACAAUUUGAGCUCGGCGCUCUGCUCUCGUUUCAUGCAAACUCGGGAGAAUGAAGAUAUUGAGGAGGCCAUUGCUCUUUGCCAAGAAUCAUUCGCGGCUCUGUCUUCACUGCAUCCGGCCAGGCACUUUGGCUAUAUGCGGCUGCAGGGAGCCUAUCUGUCUCGUUACCAGAUUUUACACGACCCUGCUGAUUUGUUGCUUGCAGUAGAGAACUUCAGACUGGCGUCAAGGCACCCUACUCAAGGAUUUCCGCAACGCAUCGCGGAAGCUAUUGACUGGGCUCGCCAAGCAGAAGUCUAUCAACAUGAAUCUGCCCUAGAAGCAUACCAAGUGUGCUUUGAGCUUUUCGACAGCCAUGUGAUGACACGAUCGUCGAUCAUCUCACGGCGUGAAGCUGCAACCGCUGUCGGUGGUGCACAAUCACUUCCUGUAGAUGCAGCCUCGUGCGCCAUACGUCGUGACAAUCUACGACACGCAGUCGAACUCGCAGAGCAAGGUCGCGGCCAGCAGUGGUCGCUGGCAUCUCGACUCAGGAAUCCAGUUGAAGAUCUCGAGUCAGCAAAUCCGGCACUGGCGCACAAUUAUUUGGAGCUAAGCAAGAGCAUCUCCAAUGCAGCCCAGAGUUCUGCAACAAUCACCGACAGAGCUGCUGCUGAUCGUGCAGCGAUAGAGUACAGGAGACUUACAAGGCAAUGGGAAGCUGCAGUAGCUGAGAUACGUCAUCUUCCGGCGUUCUCGCGGUUCCUACUCCCACCUUCAUACUCAGACCUGCAAGCGGCAGCGCGCCAGGGCCCAGUCAUCAUCCUCAUUGCCAGUCAAUACUCAUGUAGCGCCAUCAUCGUCCCGACAUCAGGAGACCCCCAUCAUGUUCCCUUGCCAUCUGUCACUCUCACAGAUUUGACCAAUCUCAAGGAUCGCGUCGCCAGGGCAAUUCGACAUGCAUCUACCCUCGGACCCAAAGUGCCGCGAAACGAUCUAAUAGUCCUCUUGCGGACAGUAUGGGAUGAUAUCAUGCUACCCAUCGUCAACGUCCUCCGGCAUGAUCUAAAACUAAAAUACUGUCGAAUCUGGCUGUGUCCAACUGCAGCCUUCACAUCUAUUCCUCUCCAUGCAGCUCACCCGUUUCGAACGAACCAAGAUAGCUCUAGGGAGCAAUGCCUGGAGGAUCUCUACAUCUGCUCUUAUACGCCCACACUUUCGGCUCUGGUCAGAUCCAGACAGAUGAUGAAGAAGCGUGUCACUCCAUCCUUCGCGACAAUCGGACAAGGUCAACCGGGUGCAGGGAAAGGCAAGGCACUCAAGGCCGUCGACAGCGAGCUUGAGCUUGUCCAUAAGCUUGUCCCUGCAAUUGCAAGACACACUAGUAUUUCUGGGGACGCAGCCACACGAGCAGGUGCGCUCGAAGCUUUGCAGCAGAACACCUGGGUGCACCUAGCUUGCCAUGGCAAGCAGGACCCAAAGCAGCCUUACAAUUCACAUUUCGUCAUGAGAGACGAAGAUCUAACACUGCUCAAUAUCAUUGAGAGAGAUAUUCCACACGCCGAGUUCGCGUUUUUAUCAGCUUGUCAUACCGCCGUCGGAGAUGAGGAGACUCCUGACGAAGUGAUUCACCUCGCAGCUGGUCUUCAGUUUUCAGGGUUCAAGAGCGUCAUUGGGACGCUGUGGCAGGUCGACGACUCUGUCGCAAAACAUGUCGUCAAAGCCUUCUAUGAGAACAUGUUCCCAGAUUUGAAGGAUGGAGGUGUGAUGGACUGUACGAGGGCGGCCUGGGCACUGAACCGUGCCACGCACGCUGUGAAGACGGCAGUGCCGCUGGAGCAGAGGAUGGUUUUCGUUCAUAUUGGUGUGUAGUUCUGUCGGAUUCCUAUCGCCUGGUACAUAUUUACACAUUGUCGAUCUGCGAUCUGUUGUGAAAAUGAUAUAUUCUUGCACUCCAGCUAUCUUAUUUUUGUAUACUUUGUCGUGUUUUCGUCGAAUAGAAUGUUCACUAAAGUUCUUGUGUACUCGACUCGUUUACCGCCUCGUCUUCUGCUUGACUCAGCUUGGGUACUUAGAUAGUAGG